CCAAAAACACCCUCCAAAUCACCAACAGGCCACGAAGCUAGCCAAAACAACUCUCCCUUGACAAUCUGUUUCCACCAGCGGACCAAGGCACUUCGUUUCCUUAACCACUACACGACCUCAGCCAAUCCCACACACACACUCAGUUCGAUUCGUGUCGUCAACCAUCAAACAAAAUGUCUGUUGAAGCUGCAACCGCCCAAAUGGCAAACACCACCCUUAACGAGCCUACCGGCACUGCGGAAGGCGCCAGUGUCGGAGCUGGCGGCGACAAGCCCAUUAACGCAUCUCAGAAUGAGGCUGUCAUUGCUAGCGCCGCUGAGGGCAGAAGACUGUACAUCGGAAACCUCGCAUACGCGACCACCGAGGGAGAGUUGAAGGAGUUCUUCCAGGACUACCUUGUCGAGACCACUUCGAUUCCCACCAACCCCCGCACUACUCGCCCAGUCGGAUACGCCUUUGUUGACGUGUCCACUCCUACUGAGGCCGAGCGUGCCAUCAACGACCUCAACGGAAAGACCAUCCUCGAUCGCAAGGUCUCUGUUCAGCUUGCCCGCAAGCCAGAGCCAGCCGCCGAGAAGACAGCUACAACUGGAGAGAAUGGAGAGGCCGGCGAGGGCCAACAGCGCCGCCGCUCCUCCACUCGAGGACGUGGUCGCGGACGUGGACGUGGUGGUCGUGCCGCCCGUGGAGGCCGCAAGGGCGAGACCAACGGCGAGACCACCGAGUCCGCCACCGAUGGUCCUACCAACGUGCCAGCCGCCGUCAACCCACUCACGCAGACCACUAACGAGGCUCUGACUGGACAAGAAGGCGAGGAAGGCACCAUCACUAUUGAUGGCAAGCAGGGCAAGCCUCGCGCACCACGCGAGCCACGCAAGCAGCGCGGACCACCAGAGGAUGGCGUCCCAAGCAAGACGAAAAUCAUGGUCGCUAACCUGCCAUACGACCUGCGCGAGGAGAAGCUACUCGAAAUCUUCGCCGACUAUCAGCCAACUUCCGCGAAAAUUGCCCUCCGACCGAUCCCCAAGUUCAUGGUCCGCAAGCUCCAGGCACGCAACGAGCCUCGCAAGGGUCGUGGCUUUGGUUUUGUGACGCUUGCUAGCACCGAGCUUCAGCAGAAGGCCUGCGACGACAUGAACGGCAAGGAGAUUGAGGGUCGCGAAAUCGCCGUUAAGGUCGCGAUUGAUAGCCCAGGCAAGGAGGAUGAGGAUCCGAACGCGCCUAUCGGAGAGACUGGUGUGGACGCAGAGCCCUCCACCGCUGAGGGAUCCGCCAACGUCAACACUGCCACCGCAUAAGGGCCAGAGAAAUAUGAUCGAGCCUGCAUUCCGCUCCGUUACACUAAACUUCUCUGCGUCGUCUAUGCAGCAUUUUGGCUAUCUGGUAUGGACAUUCGCUGCACAGAUUCUGCGCGCGCACAUUCAGCUGCGUCCGGGACGAAUGACAGGUAGUAAGAUGGAUUACGCUCAAUAUUGACAUCGAUAUGACAUCGGAUGCCUAUGGAGUUUAUGCCCUUCUGAAAUUGUACUUCGAUGUAGUUUUAGAUACGAAUAAGCUGGGGCAACCUGGACUGCCUCAACCAUGC
Molecule: messenger RNA, 1585 nt
Organism: Sphaerulina musiva SO2202
Lineage: Eukaryota; Fungi; Ascomycota; Dothideomycetes; Mycosphaerellales; Mycosphaerellaceae
Product: RNP domain protein
Exons: 4
Coding region: 174-1298 (374 amino acids)
Cellular component (GO): cytoplasm; ribonucleoprotein complex; nucleus
Molecular function (GO): mRNA binding
Source: RefSeq, a predicted model, not a curated record